Messenger RNA from Sus scrofa (pig), 1436 nucleotides. It is a transcript of the gene TST, whose product is annotated as thiosulfate sulfurtransferase. Gene Ontology annotation, cellular component: mitochondrion. Gene Ontology annotation, molecular function: thiosulfate-cyanide sulfurtransferase activity. The record is from RefSeq and is a predicted model, not a curated record. Lineage: Eukaryota; Metazoa; Chordata; Mammalia; Artiodactyla; Suidae.
AGUUUCCUUUCGCUCCAGCAAGUUCUUUGCCAGUUUGUCCUCCCCGGAGCCUCUGGGUCAGCUGGCCUCCUCUCCCAGGCUUCUCCGGCUUUAUGAGCCCUACUCCCUCCCUCCUACCCUCUCUGGUGGCACCAGGUGACACCAUCCUCCACAGGUCCCCCUCCCGCGGCCACUCAGCCCGACCCCAUUCUGCCGGCCUCCCCCAGCUGCUGCGGACAGCCAUCCUGAGGGUGAAGCCAGGGCCGCGCCUUCCCUGCUAGGCUGCAGCCCCCAGCUCUGCUCUGGCCCCGGGGCGGCGGGGGGACGUCCCAGGCUGAGCAUCCGGACGAUCGAGCUCCCUCUAAAGAAAGGUGACACGCAGAGCUGAAACCAUGGUUCAGCAGGUGCUCUACCGGGCGCUGGUCUCCACCAAGUGGCUGGCGGAGUCUGUCCGGACUGGCAAGCUGGGGCCAAGCCUGCGAGUGCUGGACGCCUCCUGGUACUCGCCGGGCACCCGCGAUGCUCGCAAGGAAUACCUAGAGCGCCAUGUGCCCGGCGCGUCCUUCUUUGACAUAGAGGAGUGCCGGAACAGAGAGUCACCCUACGAGAUGAUGCUGCCCACCGAGGCGGGCUUCGCUGACUACGUGGGCCGCCUGGGCAUCAGCAACAACACGCACGUGGUGGUGUAUGAUGGUGAUAACCUGGGCAGCUUCUAUGCGCCGCGGGUGUGGUGGAUGUUCCGGGUGUUUGGCCACCGCACCGUGUCAGUGCUCAAUGGUGGCUUCCGAAACUGGCUGAAGGAGGGCCACCCAGUGACAUCUGAGCCCUCACACCCAGAGCCAGCCAUCUUCAAAGCCACACUGGACCGGUCCCUGCUCAAGACCUACGAGCAGGUGCUGGAGAACCUCGAAUCAAAGAGGUUCCAGCUGGUGGAUUCUCGGGCUCAAGGGCGGUACCUGGGCACGGAGCCGGAGCCAGAUGCAGUAGGACUGGACUCCGGCCACAUCCAAGGCUCAGUCAACAUGCCCUUCAUGAACUUCCUGACGGAGGACGGCUUCGAGAAGGGUCCAGAGGAGCUCCGAGCCAUGUUUGAAGCCAAGAAGGUGGACCUCACAAAGCCCCUCAUUGCCACGUGCCGGAAGGGUGUCACCGCCUGCCACAUUGCCCUGGCCGCCUACCUCUGCGGCAAGCCCGAUGUGGCCAUCUAUGACGGCUCCUGGUUCGAGUGGUUCCACCGGGCUCCCCCGGAGACCCGAGUGUCCCAGGGGAAGGGCGGGAAGGCCUGAGCGGUGGCCUCUCCUCCCGUCGCUCACCGCUCCUGCCAGUGGAGUGACCCUGGCACAGCCCGCGGCUGGUCCAUGCCCCGUGGGCAAAGGAAAGCGAUGCGUUUUUAGAGUUGAUGUGUAGAGUGCUCCUUCCCCCAACAACACUGGAGUAAACUUGGCCUUUUCUGAGUA